Molecule: messenger RNA, 1336 nt
Organism: Xiphophorus maculatus (southern platyfish)
Lineage: Eukaryota; Metazoa; Chordata; Actinopteri; Cyprinodontiformes; Poeciliidae
Exons: 6
Coding region: 397-1053 (218 amino acids)
Biological process (GO): cellular response to interleukin-1; immune response; lymphocyte chemotaxis
Cellular component (GO): extracellular region
Molecular function (GO): CCR chemokine receptor binding; chemokine activity
Source: RefSeq, a predicted model, not a curated record
CAGCUGAGGUUUUCACACCAGCCUUAGGAAUGUCAACAGAGAAUUUGACAUGCAGGUCAAAAAUAUCGAGAAAAUGGCAAGAAAACCAAACAUGUGAACCUCAUUCUUUAAAAAAGAAAAAAGAAAUAAAAGAAAAAUUGAAACAUUCAAUCAAUUUGCUUCCCAUUAUAAAUUGGUUUUGUUAUUUAAGGCCUUUUAAGGAUUUCUAGACAAAGGAACCUUCUAAAAGUCCAAAGUUCAACCUUCAACUGUUGUUUGAAAGUGCUUUACUGGUGAAUGUGGCUUGGCUGUAAACGGUGGGCUGUGUCAUUUGUGGUUAAAAUCUAAAAAUGUCCACCAAUACACACACACACACACACAAGGCGAGCAUAGCAUUGUAGGUCAGCUUCCUGUCACAUGCUGCUCAGCUCACCUUCAACAGCAGCAGCAGGAUGUUACAAACCAUCAGCAGACAGAAACAUGACUCGGAGGGUUUGGGUCAGUUUGGUUCUGGUGAACCUCCUGUGGAUCCUCUUCUUUUCAACACCAGAUUCUUUUUUGGUGUUUGUCGAGAAAAGAAGCAGCAGCUCUGAGAAGGCGGAGUUUUGUAUGACACAUAAAUUCGAUUUUAACUGGACACCAACAGGAAGGGAAGUCAUCACCACCGGCACGACUCUGCAAGCAAGUGGGAAGAGUGAAGACUUUAACUCCAUGGACAAAUGUCUCACAAGUGCUGCACCUCAAAUGAAAAUCAACAUCAACCCAGAAGUAAAACCAAAGGUCAACAUCAACCCAGAAGUAAAACCAAAGGUCAACAUCAACCCACCUGAGCAGCGGGAUGUGAACCUCAACCAAAGACGUUUUAACAGUCCAAAUGUUGCUCUUCACUGCUGCUUUACGUUUUCUACAAGAAUGGUGGCAAAAGAACAGAUCCGUUCAUACUCCAUCACCGGUCGCCACUGCUCAAAGUCUGCAGUCUUGUUCGUCAUGAUGUCAGGAAGUUACAUCUGUGUGAAUCCAAAGCUCUUCUGGGCCCAGAAGAUCAUGAAGGAUCUAGACAAAAAAAGAUUUUAAUGACACCAAGAGCCCAAUUUUGUUUUUUUGUUGUUGUUUUUUUUUUUGCUUACAGUGGAGAUAGAUGAUGGUUAUUUUAUGCUCUGAUAAUCUGACAGCCUCUAACUUUUAUUGUGGUUUCUCUUUUUGGAAAGACAAAAUAUCAACACAAAGUCAAAAACAGAAGAAGAAAAGCCAGAUUAAAUUAGAAUUACAAACCACCUUGUAUGGCAUUCAGGAUGUUGUUUGCUCAACCCUAAAAAAAAAAAAAACAUGAGUUGUAACUUGGUCAAUGUAUAAUGGA